AUGACUAAGGGUACUCAAGCUUUCGGAAAGAAGCACGUUAAAUCCCACACGCUUUGCAAGCGUUGCGGAAGAUCCUCAUUCCACAUCCAGAAGAAGAGAUGUGCCUCGUGCGGGUACCCAGAUGCCAAGAAGAGAUCCUACAACUGGGGAGCUAAGUCUAUCCGCAGACGCACCACCGGAACUGGCCGCACUAGCCAUCUCAGAGAUGUGAACAGAAGAUUCAGAAACGGAUUCCGCGAGGGAACUACUCCGAAGCCAAGAUCCGCUGCCGCCAACUAA
Molecule: messenger RNA, 279 nt
Organism: Caenorhabditis bovis
Lineage: Eukaryota; Metazoa; Nematoda; Chromadorea; Rhabditida; Rhabditidae
Source: the annotation of a GenBank genome assembly